AUAUGCAUUCAACAAGCCACAGCAGAAGAGCAGAGCCAACACCUUGAGAAUCUUUGUAAGAGGAAAAGAAAGGGCAGAUUUUAACAUUUCAAGCUCUUCAUCAAAUGGACAGGGUUGCAGUGGUGACGGGUGCGAAUAAAGGGAUCGGAUUCGAGAUAUGCAAGCAACUCGCUUCAAAUGGAGUCUUCAUUGUAUUGACCGCAAGAGAUGUGAAUAGAGGGAAUGAGGCUAUCAAGAAGCUCGCGAGUAUCGGGAUCUCCAACGUGGUCUUUCAUCCGCUCAACGUGGUCGACGAGACCAGUGUCCGUUCUUUGGCGGAUUUUGUCGAGGCUCGGUUCGGAAAACUUGAUAUUUUGGUGAAUAAUGCAGGCAUAACCGGAGCUACAUAUUUGAAAAAGGACUUGAUUAAAGGUCCGGAGGCCAAAUCGAUGAAAGAGUUCGUUGAGGAGACGUAUGAAUCAGCAGAACAUUGUCUAAGGACAAACUACUAUGGAAUCAAACAAGUAACUGCUGCUCUUCUACCUCUUCUUCAGCAAUCGAAUUCGGCAAAAGUAGUCAAUGUCUCCUCAUCCCUUGGCCAACUUCAGUAUAUUCCUGGCGAGAAUAUCAAAGAGGAGUUCAAUGACGUCGAUAGCCUCACGGAAGAGAAAGUGGACGGUUUGGUAGUGAGAUUCUUGAAGGAUAUGAAGAAAGGUACGGUGGAAACUGGAGGCUGGCCUAUCAUUUUAUCAGCUUACAUCGUCUCCAAGGCAGCUCUCAAUGCGUACACAAGAAUUUUGGCGAAGAAUUGCCCCGGUAUCGCGAUCAAUGCUGUGAAUCCCGGUUUUGUUAAAACCGACCUAAACCACUACACGGGGUUUUUUCCAGUCGAGGAAGGUGCAAGAGGUCCUGUUAUGGUGGCUUUAAUGCCAAAAGAAGGACCUUCCAGCAUGUUCUUUAAUCGGACGGUGCUAUCAACCUUUUGAUCAAGAUUUGAACUAUUAGUGCAGAGAGGCUAUGUCCGUUUAAACCCUAAAGCUAGGUUCUAGUGUAUUUUCGUUUUGUUUAUUGUAGGUGUAAUGCCCUGGGUUUCUACUGUACAUACAUUAUCCACUUUGGACACUAAGUUUUCACA
Messenger RNA from Eucalyptus grandis, 1114 nucleotides. Its product is annotated as salutaridine reductase-like. Bases 105 to 965 code for a protein of 286 amino acids. The transcript is spliced from 5 exons. Gene Ontology annotation, cellular component: membrane. The record is from RefSeq and is a predicted model, not a curated record. NCBI's taxonomy places the organism in Eukaryota, Viridiplantae, Streptophyta, Magnoliopsida, Myrtales, Myrtaceae.